This is a messenger RNA of Mesocricetus auratus (golden hamster), 2633 nucleotides long. It is a transcript of the gene Btc, whose product is annotated as betacellulin. The record is from RefSeq and is a predicted model, not a curated record. The transcript has 6 exons. Lineage: Eukaryota; Metazoa; Chordata; Mammalia; Rodentia; Cricetidae. Gene Ontology annotation, biological process: positive regulation of mitotic nuclear division; positive regulation of cell population proliferation; epidermal growth factor receptor signaling pathway. The coding region runs from base 352 to 879 and encodes 175 amino acids.
GGUGAGCUGGCCCCAUGGCCUUCUGAAUAUGGCCUUGGGUGUGGGGCAGCUGGGUUGGAGCAGCGUGCAGGCUACCAGCACCAAGUGGUGCGCCUCUCGGGGGUGUGUGCAGAAGGCUCCAGGAUAAAUAGGAGGCUCCCAGUGCUGGGCGACACUGGAGCCCGCUGGCUGCCCGCCCCGGGUGUUUCCCUGCCCUGUAGCCAGGCUGCCUGCUGCGUAGUUUCGCUUCCUCCUGGCUCAGGGAUUAGUUUCCAAGCACCCUAUCGGUGCCGGGGCCAGGGCCUGGGAAGGGCGCGAAGAAGGAUCAGGGAGGCUCUUCCAGGGGCUGCUCUGCCCAACACAGCACAGUUGAUGGACCCAGCCCCCGGCAGCAGCGUCAGCUCCCUGCCGCUGUUCCUGGUUCUUGUCCUGGGUCUUGCAGUUCUCCACUGUGUGGUGGCAGAUGGGAACACUACCAGAACACCUGAAACCAAUAGCUCUCUCUGUGGAGUUUCUGGGGAAAACUGCACAGGUACAACCCCUAGACAGAAACUGAAAAUACACUUCUCUCGGUGCCCCAAGCAAUACAAGCAUUACUGCAUCCAUGGGAGAUGCCGCUUCGUGGCUGAUGAGCAAACACCCUCCUGCAUCUGUGAGAAAGGCUACUUUGGGGCACGAUGUGAGCGCGUAGACUUGUUUUACCUCCAGCAAGACAGAGGGCAGAUCCUGGUUAUCUGCUUGAUUGCGGUCAUGGUGGUAUUCAUCAUUUUGGUCAUCGGUGUCUGCACCUGCUGUCAUCCUCUUCAGAAACAUCGUAGAAAAAGGAAGGAGAACAGGGAAACUCUGGGUAAAGAUAAAACUCCCAUAAGUGAAGAUAUUCAAGAGACCAAUAUUGCCUAAUGGUUAUAAAGUUACUGCAAGCUGGUGGCAAGCUACAAAACACCUUACUCAUUGCAGAUGGACAGAACAUGUCUCAGGAAAACAGCUAGUAUAAAUGAAUGUUUAAAUAUUGUAUUUCCUAUUUUAUUUUUAUUUGUAACUUUGUGUUGUUUGUUAUUAUUUUUAGUAAUAUUUUUAUUAUGGUCUAAUAAUUGAGAAAAAGGACUUGACUCAGUAGCAAUAAUAAGAAGGGACAUUUAAAAAUAAAUUUCAUUGCCAGGAUUAUUAGUCAAAUGAAAAAAAGUAGGAAAGAGGUUAGAUUUUAAGAAUCGAGUCAAUAACAAGGUUUACCAGCUUUGUACACUUGUCGUAUGUUGAGUUUGAAAUAUAUUAUUUCCUUUCAUCCUUCCAACAGUCUGUGAGAUAGCAUAUUUUGUUCUUGUUCCUAUAUAUACAAAAGUUAAAUAAUUUCACUUAGAUUUAGAGAUUGAGGAAUUGUCAGAGUCAGAACAGAAAUUGACGUAGAUUCAUAGCUGGUGCUCUUAUCAUUGUGUUAAUUUAGGUUCUUGUAACAUAAAUCAAUAAAUAACCCAGGAUUUCUUCCUGAAUUGUGUCUUGCUAUGAUUCUGAGAUGGUAGGGCAAUUUCCCCACAUUAGCACAGAAUAUGGAGUCAUGGCCAGUGCUGAUGUCAUCGUCACGAUUUCCGCAAAGUUAUAUUUUAUUAUUAUUACUAUUAGUAUUAUUUUUCUUUUCUAUAAAGUCUCAGUGACAUGAAUAAAUUCUCAUAUUUCCAAACAAAAUAGAUUUGCCCCCUAUAGUAAUAAAUAGAGGUGGGAAAGUAAAUUACAGGUGCUCUUUAAGUCCUUGGUAGGUAUUUAUCCUCAGUACAGUAUAAACAGCACAGUAAAAGACUGUUAAUACACUGCAGCUGACCAUAUGUGACCAUAUGAGACCAUAGCCUCAUUUCCAAUGCAUGCAUGAUUGCUUUGAGGUGAAUUUUGAUGCCAUGACAUCCUGACCAUAACAUCUAUUAUUUGAAACAUUUUGCCACUUAUUCCUUUGACUGUGUGCUCUAUUUAGUAGAAAACAUAUUAAGCAAAAACAUAUUUAUUUUUAGUCACCAUUCUAUAAACCAUGGAAUUUGCCACAUUGAUUAGGCAGGCCACCUACAAAAGCCAAUGGGAAGAUGUCCUCAACAGUGGUGCUUCCUGCCUGUCACAAUCUUUGUAAAUUUUACUUCACAAUAGAGAAUCCAUAGAUUUAAACAAAAGUGUGUGCGUGGACAUAGACUGCGGUUUCACUAAUGAAGAAGUAGCUCACCUGUCAAUAGUAGUCAACUGAAAGAACUGACAUGUCUCAAAAUGAAUUUCCUUCCUGGUGACUUAAUGGCCAUCCUUGAAACAAGACUACCCACAGCUGAUUCAGACUCAUGCUUUAUUUUCUAACGUCUCUAUGGGCUUGUGUAUGCUUUUCCUCUCUAGUCAUCUUUGAUGCUAAACAGGCUUGAAAUGAAUGAUCACUAGAACACUUGAAAAUACCACCAACUCUGUUAAGUGUCUCUGCCUUCCUGGUUGGCUGACCAGUGCAACCUCUUUAAAGAACUUAUUGCUGAAACUUUUAAUGGUGUCUCUUGACAUUCUGACAUCUAAGAAGAAUUUCAAGAAAUUUCAUGUCUUUUCAGAGUGUAUUUUGUAAAUUUUUGCAUAUAUUAUGUUGUUGUUUAUAUAGGCUGUUGCGGUUGUAAUGGAAUAAAAUAAAUUUAUUUUUAAACAAG